UCUCUGUGUUUUGUCUUAAAAGCAGAGCAGUCCUAAGUGGCUAUGGAGCGUGCAUUUACUCCACUGGAGAGUCUGCUUCCCACAGGAGACCUGAAGUUUUGCCUCGUGGUUCUUAACCAGCCUUUGGACAAAGGUCAUUUUGACCGUCUGUGGAGCAAAGCUGUCUUGAGAGCAUGUGCUGAUGGAGGUGCUAAUCAUUUGUAUCAGAUCACAGAAGGAAAUCAGAACAGCUUCUUACCUGAUUAUAUCAGCGGUGACUUUGAUUCCAUUAGGCCUGAAGUCAAGGAAUACUACAAGGGCAAGGGGUGUGAGCUCAUAGAGACCCUGGAUCAAGAUUUGACUGACUUUACCAAGUGCCUUCAGAUCCUCCAGACAAGGAUAGAAGAAAAGGGCCUGCAGGUUGAUAUCAUUGUGGUUUUGGGUGGACUUGGAGGACGCUUUGACCAAAUCAUGGCAUCAGUGGAGACGCUUUUUCAUGCAACAAAUAUCACUCCUUUUCCAGUUAUAGUUCUCCAAGACUGCUCCCUCAUCUGCCUGCUUCAACCUGGGAAGCACAAACUCCACGUAAACACAGGACUGGAAGGUGAAUGGUGUGGCCUCAUUCCUAUUGGAAACGCUUGUGACAACGUAACCACAACUGGCCUCAAGUGGAAUCUCACUAACCAGCUGCUAAAGUUUGGAACACUCGUCAGCACUUCAAAUGCAUAUGACAGCUCUGGAAUUGUGACCAUCGAAACUGACAAGCCUUUGCUGUGGACAAUGGCCAUCAAAAGUGAGCCAAAUGCUUAUAAUUAAGCAAAUGCCACCUGUUCAUUUGAUCAAAGACUGAAUUUGUUGGAAAACUGCACUCAUCUGUAGGCACGGAAGGAUUAUUCUUGAAGAGGUAGAUUCAACUUAAAAGCAAGAUUUGGGGGUUAGAGGGGGAAAGACUGAAAGAUCUUCAAGACAUCAAAUCAAGGGUAG
Molecule: messenger RNA, 963 nt
Organism: Gavialis gangeticus (Gharial)
Lineage: Eukaryota; Metazoa; Chordata; Crocodylia; Gavialidae
Gene: TPK1
Product: thiamin pyrophosphokinase 1
Exons: 8
Coding region: 43-795 (250 amino acids)
Biological process (GO): thiamine metabolic process; thiamine diphosphate biosynthetic process
Molecular function (GO): thiamine binding; thiamine diphosphokinase activity; ATP binding
Source: RefSeq, a predicted model, not a curated record